Messenger RNA from Nomascus leucogenys (northern white-cheeked gibbon), 2340 nucleotides. RefSeq names its product Holliday junction recognition protein (gene HJURP). Lineage: Eukaryota; Metazoa; Chordata; Mammalia; Primates; Hylobatidae. Gene Ontology annotation, molecular function: histone binding. The transcript is spliced from 10 exons. Gene Ontology annotation, cellular component: nucleus; chromosome, centromeric region. The record is from RefSeq and is a predicted model, not a curated record. Gene Ontology annotation, biological process: CENP-A containing chromatin assembly. The coding region runs from base 1 to 2340 and encodes 779 amino acids.
AUGCCGGGUCCGCUGCGCGCCAUGGAGGGCGAGGACGUGGAAGACGACCAGCUGUUGCAGAAGCUCAGGGCCAGUCGCCGCCGCUUCCAGCGGCGCAUGCAGCGGCUGAUAGAGAAGUACAACCAGCCCUUCGAGGACACCCCGGUGGUGCAAAUGGCCACACUGACCUACGAGACGCCACAGGGAUUGAGAAUUUGGGGUGGAAGACUAAUAAAGGAAAGAAAUGGAGAGAUCCAGGACUCCUCCGUGAAGCCCGCGGACAGAACAGAUGGCUCCGUGCAAGCUGCAGCCUGGGGUCCUGAGCUUCCCUCGCACCGCACAGUCCUGGGAGCCGAUUCAAAACGCCGUGAGGUCUAUGCCACGUUGGACCAGGAAGAGUCAGUUGCUUGGGCCUUAGCGCCUGCAGUGCCUCAGAGCCCUUUGAAAAAUGAGUUAAGAAGGAAAUACUUGACACAAGUGGAUAUACUGCUACAAGGUGCAGAGUAUUUUGAGUGUGCAGGUGACAGAGCUGGAAAGGAUGCACGUGUGACUCCGUUCCCUUCACUGACCUCACCUGCCAUGCCUGCCCCUGGAUACUGCAGUCGUGUCUCCGGAAAGAGUCCUGGUGACCCAGCGAAACUAGCUUCAUCUCCCAGAGAUUGGGAUCCUUUGCAUCCUUCCUCCACAGACAUGGCCUUAGUACCUAGAAAUGACAGCCUCUCCCUACAAGAGACCAGUAGCAGCAGCUUCUUAAACAGCCAGCUCUUUGAAGACGAUGACAUUUGCAAUGUGACCAUCAGUGACCUGUACGCAGGGAUGCUGCACUCCAUGAGCCGGCUGUUGAGCACAAAGCCGUCAAGCAUCAUCUCCACCAAAACGUUCAUCACGCAAAACUGGAACUCCAGGAGGAGGCACAGAUGUAAGAGCAGGAUGAACAAAACGUAUUGCAAAGGAGCCAGACGCUCUCAGAGGAGCUCCAAGGAGAACUUCGUACCCUGCUCUGAGCCUGUGAAAGAGACAGGAGCAUUAAGAGAUUGCAAGAACAUAUUGGAUGUUUCUUGCCAUAAGACAGGUUUAAAAUUGGAAAAAGCUUUUCUUGAAGUCAACAAACCCCAAAUCCAUAAGUUAGAUCCAAGUUGGAAGGAGCUGAAAGUGACACCCUCAAAGUAUUCUUCCUUGAUUUAUUUUGACUCCGGUGCAACGUAUAACCUUGAUCAGGAAAAUAGAUUUAGGACAUUAAAAUGGUUAAUUUCUCCUGUAAAAAUAGUUUCCAGACCAACAAUACAACAGGACCAUGGAGAGAACCGUCAGAGGGAGAUUGAAAUCCGAUUUGAUCAGCUUCAUCGGGAAUAUUGCCUGAGUCCCAGGAACCAGCCUCGCCUGAUGGGCCUCCCAGGCUCCUGGGCCAUGAACAUGUACAGAGGGGGUCCUGCGAGUCCUGGUGGCCUUCAGGGCUUAGAAACCCGCAGGCUGAGUUUACCUUCCAGCAAAGCAAAAGCAAAAAGUUUAAGUGAGGCUUUUGAAAACCUGGGUAAAAGAUCUCUGGAAGCAGGUAGGUGCCUGCCCAAGAGUGAUUCCUCUUCAUCACUUCCAAAGGCCAACCCCACACACAGCCCAGCUCGCCCGCAGCAGACAUCUGACCUUCACGUUCAAGGAAGCAGUUCUGGAAUAUUUAGAAAGUCAGUGUCACCCAGCAAAACUCCAGUCCCAGAUAAAGAAGUGCUAGGCCACGGAAGGAAUCGUUAUGAUGAAAUUAAAGAAGAAUUUGACAAGCUUCAUCAAAAGUAUUGCCUCAAAUCUCCUGGGCAGAUGAAGGCGCCUUUAUGUAUUGAAGUGUCUACAGAUAAAGCAAGUAUGGAAGUUCGAUAUCAAACAGAAGGCUUCUUAGGAAAAUUAAAUCCAGACCCUCACUUCAAGGGCUUCCAGAAGUUGCCAUCAUCCCCCCUGGGGUGCAGAAAAAGUCUACUGGGCUCAACUGCAAUUGAGGCUCAUUCAUCUACAUGUGUUGCUCGUGCCACAAGGAGGGACCAUCAGUUCCCUGCAAAAAGACCCAGGCUAUCAGACCCCCAGGACUCCGGAUGCCAGGCCAGUUCCCGGAGUGCCUCAGAUGGGGUGGGCAACACCGUCAGACUGGGAGACCAGGGCAGCUCUUCACAGCCCAACUCAGAAGAGAGGAAGGUGCGUUUCUCUUGGGGAGAGAACACGUCUUACAGGAUGGAAGAGAAAAGUGAUUUCAUGCUAGGAAAAUUCAAAACUAAAAACUUUGAGGACUUGGUUGACUUCUCUGCCCUUAAAGCAAAUAUUAGUGAAAUUGGCUCCAUCAGAGAUGACCCUCAAGUUCUUGGUGUAGAAAUUAUGUGA